AUGGGCACAUGCCCUGUUUGCCCACUUCCUGGUUUCAAUCAUCCAUAUAAUACAUGGAGAAUUCAAGAACUACCACUUAAUGAAACAGUACCAACUGAUGGAUGGUCACGAAUAAAUGUUCGACCAGUUGACUAUGUCAGUUAUAAAUUACCUUAUAAAUGUUCACAUUGUUCGAAUAGUUGGUCGUCCAAUCGUCAUGCUUAUAUGUUAUUUAAAUUUAAUCGACAAAGACGUCAAAUAAAAAUGAGAGUUUAUCGUCAACAGUGUUUGGAAUGUCAUUCACAAGACUUUGUUAAACCUUCUUGCAAUGAACUUCAACUAAGAGAAGCAAUUAAUUAUGUUAUAGAUAGAAUGACAAAUGGACACGUUAUUAUUGGUAAUGACAACGGUGGUCGUGGGCGGAAACAUACUGAAGCAGAAGUAAAUCAAGCCUGUGAAGCAUGCCACUUUGAUAUUUGUAAAAAUCCGAUAAUUGAUUGA
Didymodactylos carnosus is the source of this 480-nucleotide messenger RNA. Lineage: Eukaryota; Metazoa; Rotifera; Eurotatoria; Philodinida; Philodinidae. The record is from the annotation of a GenBank genome assembly.